AUGUCGCUUAUCACUGCUGCAGGUAUAGUUAUUUAUCGAAUUAUCAAUGGCAGCUAUGAAUACUUAUUGCUCCAAGCCUCAUAUCCUCCAUAUCAUUGGACACCACCAAAAGGUCAUGUAGAUCAGGGUGAGGACGAAUGGACUACUGCAUUGCGAGAAACGCAAGAGGAAUCUGGAAUAUUACCUCAUCAAAUAAAAGUUCACAAAGAUUUUACCGAAACUUUAAAAUAUGAAAUCGUAAAAAGUAGAUAUGAAAAGGAAAUUACUAUGCAAAAAACUGUGAAAUACUGGUUGGCACGACUGAUUGAUGAUAGUUCAGUUAAAUUAUCCUCUGAGCAUCAAAAUAUGGAGUGGGCAAAUAUCGACAGAGCUAUCGAGCUUGUUGUGUUCAGUGAUAUUGCUUCUUUGUUUCGUAAAGUUGAUAAUUUUUUAAAAAGCCAUUCUCAGUGA
Dracunculus medinensis (Guinea worm) is the source of this 450-nucleotide messenger RNA. The record is from the annotation of a GenBank genome assembly. Lineage: Eukaryota; Metazoa; Nematoda; Chromadorea; Rhabditida; Dracunculidae.